Molecule: messenger RNA, 858 nt
Organism: Theobroma umbraticum
Lineage: Eukaryota; Viridiplantae; Streptophyta; Magnoliopsida; Malvales; Malvaceae
Product: centrosomal protein
Source: RefSeq, a predicted model, not a curated record
AGAUGAGAGGGAGAGACCGAGAGAGAUGUCGAUACUGUGGGAAAAGAGCGAGACUUGGCGGUGGCUGGUGAGGAGGACAAGGGAUUCGAAGCCCUUCUUCUUGGCCUUCGCAACAAUAUGCGGCGUCGUUCCGGGUGUCAUAGGCUACGGCGUCAUGCAGCUCACGAACUCCCGCAACCCUCAGCUGGAGGCCCAGCUGCGCCAAAAUGCCCGCCCCGAAUCCCUCAUGAUGGGGAAAGUAAACCAAGAGCGAUUGGCGGAAUACCUUGGGGAGCUCCAGCGGAAAGAGGAUACCAAUGACCGAUAUGUAGCUGCUUUGAGGGGAGAGACAUUGACUAGGAAUCCUUAUCAGCGAAUUCAGCCAAUUCCAAACCAGAAGACUGAAGCUGACAUUCACCGGAAGAAGACCGACAAGGCUUAGCCAUGUAAACUCGAAGAUGAAGGGUUUACUUUGUCAUGCUUUCGUGAUAUGCUUGCUUACAUCACUUUGCAGGGAGAACCUGACCUGAAACAAGUCUGGGUUAACCACAUCCUUGGAUAAUGUUUUUGCAAUACUGUAAUUGGAAUAGGUAGAGUGAGUAAAUAGAUUCAAUGUUCUAUGUUUGUUUCUUGACAAUAAGGUUGUUUGAACUUAUAACAUUGGUUCUGAGUAGCCUCCACUCUACAAAAUUGUUUCAGCUCCAAAGGGUGUCCCGAUUUUGUUCUGGCUUGCCGUCUUAGGCUCAUGAAAUUGGGAGAUCAACUCUGUUGCUCAUUUCUUAGUGCUAUCUACUUAAGUUUUACCCACUUUUGUUUACCCCCGUGCCUUAUCGUUCGGAACAGCUCUCUUGUUAUGAUACUUCACUGCAUCUUAGUGCU